UCAUUUUCUGCCCCAGCAGUGAGCCCAGGAAGGAGCCCAUCCGAUGCGCAUCUUUCUGGCGGCUGCUAGGUUUCCGCGCACAGUCAGCACGAUUUGGUUCCGCCUGGGCGAGUGAAAAUAAUUGCAGAUUGCAGGUCGGGGGUUGUGUGUGGAGCCCUGGCCUGAGGGCUGCCGCCUCGCCCGCGGGUCAGCUGCCUUUCCAGAAAGGGUGCGGAUCUGAGCCCGGGGUGGGGGUGGGGGGCUAUCGGAAGCUCGUUUCUAGGAGGAAAAGUGGAUUAUUCGGAUGCUCCUUUUCUUCACCAAAUAUAACUUAAAGCGGAGACAAGGGCCUGGAAACGCUGUAGGUCAGAGUUGGGGAUAGCAAACGUGGACAUCCGUUUCCUGUAUUGAUUAGAAGAUUACUGAAAACGGGCUUGGAGGAGCCUUUGAAUGGCUCCCGUUAGGGUCGGCAAGCGCUGAGCUGGCAGUGUCUUGCUAUUGGAUUCCAGUCGGUGGCCCGGGCUCCCUGCCGCCCGGCGCGGAGAGCCGUCUGCGUUAACUAGUUUUCCUUGAAAUGAAGAGGAAAUAAUCAUGUGUCGUUAAAAAUGAAAUCAUGCACCAGGACAUCACCCCGCUCUGUGCUGCCGACAUCCAGGACCAGCUGAAGAAGCGCUUUGCUUAUCUGUCUGGUGGCCGCGGGCAGGACGGCAGCCCCGUCAUCACCUUCCCGGACUACCCGGCCUUCAGCGACGUCCCCGACAGGGAGUUCCAGAAUGUCAUGACCUACCUCACCAGCAUCCCCAGCUUACAGGAUGCGGGCGUCGGGUUCAUCCUGGUCAUAGACCGAAGGCAGGACAAAUGGACGUCGGUGAAGGCGUCGGUCCUGCGAAUAGCAGCGUCCUUCCCGGCCAACCUCCAGCUCGUCCUUGUCCUGCGCCCAACGGGGUUUUUCCAAAGGACGCUCUCUGACCUCGCGUUCAAAUUCAACAGAGAUGACUUUAAGAUGAAGGUGCCGGUCAUAAUGCUGAGCUCAGUACCAGAGUUACACAGUUACAUCGACAAGUCCCAGCUGACUGAGGACCUGGGCGGGACCCUGGAUUACUGCCACACGAGGUGGCUGUGUCACCGCACGGCGAUCGAAGGCUUCGCCCUCAUGGUCAAGCAGACGGCCCAGAUGCUGCAGGCCUUCGGGACCGAGCUGGCCGAGACGGAGCUGCCCAACGACGUCCAGUCCACGAGCUCCGUGCUCUGCGCUCACACGGAGAAGAAGGACAAAGCGAAGGAGGACAUGAGGUUGGCCCUGGACAAGGGACAGAGCAUCCUGGAAACCAUCAGGGAACCUCUGGCCAAGAGCGGGGAGCACAGCCUGAACCAGGACCAGCUGGACAAUCAGAGCACAGUGCAGAGGCUGCUGGCCCAGCUGCAGGAGACCGAGGCCGCCUUCGACGCGUUCUGGGCGAAGCACCAGCAGAAACUCCAGCAGUGUCUGCAGCUCCGGCACUUCGAGCAGGACUUCCGGGAGGUCAAAGCCUCCUUAGACGCGCUGGCCCAGAAGAUAGCGGCCUUCACGGACGUGGGCAACAGCCUGGCCCACGCGGAGCACCUCCUGAAGGACCUCGCCAGCUUCGAGGAGAAGUCCGGCGCGGCUGUGGAGCGGGCACGCACGCUGGCCGGGGAGGGCGGGCGGCUCAUCGACAGCAAGCACUACGCCGUGGACUCCAUCCGCCCCAAGUGCCUGGAGCUCCAGCACCUGUGCGACCAGUUCGCCGCCGAGGUCGGGAGGAGGAGGGGGCUGCUCAGCAAGUCCCUGGAGCUGCACGGCCUCCUGGAGGCGUCGCUGAAGUGGUGUGACGAGGGGGUCUACCUGCUGGCCUCGCAGCCUGUGGACAAGUGCCAGUCCCAGGAAGGUGCCGAGGCAGCCCUCCAGGAGAUCGAGAAGUUUCUAGAGACUGGCGCGGAAAACAAGAUCCAGGAGCUUGACAGGAUCUACCAGGACUACGAAUCCAUCCUCACCGCAGACCUGAUGGAGCACGUGCAGAAGGUCUUCCAGAAGCAGGAGGGCAUGGAGGAGAUGUUCCACCGGAGACAGGCCAGCCUGAAGAAGCUGGCGGCCAAGCAGAUGCGGCCUGUGCAACCGGUGGCCCCCCGGCCGGAGGCACUCUCGAAGUCACCCUGCCCCUCCCCAGGUGGCCGGAGAGCCUCUGAGAACACGUUUGAGGGCGGCGUGCUCCGGAGAGGGCCCUACAGGAGGGCCAAGAGUGAAAUGAGCGAGAGCCGGCAGGGCCGGGGCAGCUCCACGGGGGACGAGGAGGAGAACCUGGCCGUCUUGCGGAGGCAUGUGAUGAAUGAGCUCUUGGACACGGAACGGGUAUAUGUGGAGGAGCUGCUCUGUGUCCUGGAGGGCUACGCAGCCGAGCUGGACAGCCCACUGAUGGCGCACCUCGUCUCACCCGGCCUCCAGACCAAGAAGGACGUCCUGUUUGGAAACAUGGAAGAGAUUUACCACUUCCACAACAGAAUAUUCCUGAGGGAGCUGGAAAACUACAUUGACUGCCCAGAGCUGGUUGGAAGGUGUUUUCUGGAAAGGAUGGCCGAGUUCCAGAUCUACGAGAGAUACUGUCAGAACAAGCCUCGCUCCGAGAGCCUGUGGAGACAGUGCUCCGACUGCCCGUUCUUCCAGGAAUGCCAGAGGAAGCUGGACCACAAGCUGAGCCUCGACUCCUACCUGCUGAAGCCGGUGCAGAGGAUCACCAAGUACCAGCUGCUGCUCAAGGAGAUGCUGAAAUACAGCAAGAGCUGCGAGGGGGCCGAGGACCUGCAGGAGGCGCUGGGCUCCAUCCUGGGCAUCCUCAAGGCCGUGAACGACUCCAUGCACCUGAUCGCCGUCACCGGCUAUGACGGGAACCUGAGUGACCUGGGGAAGCUGCUGAUGCAGGGCUCCUUCAGCGUCUGGACGGACCACAAGAGGGGCCACGCCAAGGUGAAGGACCUGGCCCGGUUCAAGCCCAUGCAGCGGCACCUCUUCCUGCACGAGAAGGCCGUGCUCUUCUGCAAGAAGAGGGAGGAGAACGGGGAGGGGUACGAGAAGGCGCCUUCCUACAGCUACAAGCAGUCCCUGAACAUGGCGGCUGUGGGCAUAACCGAGAACGUGAAGGGCGACGGGAGGAAGUUCGAGAUCUGGUACAACGCCCGGGAGGAGGUGUACAUCGUACAGGCGCCGACCCCGGAGGUCAAAGCCGCGUGGGUGAGCGAGAUCCGCAAGGUGCUGACCGGCCAGCUGCAGGCCUGCAGAGAAGCCAGCCAGCACCGAGUCCUGGAGCAGUCCCAGAGCCUGCCCCUGCCGGCGCCGCCCAGCUCCAGUCCCUCGAAAGGGAGCACGAGCAACAUCAGAAAGUUGGAAGGAAGAAAAACUGACCCCCUGAGCCUGGAAGGACGUGUGAGCGCCGCGCCGACGCCCAGGCCGCCGGACGAGGGCAGAGAUGACACGGUCACUAGCUCUGCCUCAGAGGGCUCCGCACUUUCCAAAAAGCGCUUUACUCUGCAGGGCUUUGCUACUCUCAAAGGUCAGAAAGCUUCUCCUACCAGUCCUGACAAAAAAGCUAAGCGACACGAAGUAAAGAGCGAUCCAACGCCUUUUGGUUUACGAGGUUGGAGCAAAACGUCUCAGCCCUCGGAGGCCCCUGAGGACGACGGCUGGUCGAGUGCGGAGGAGCUGGUCAAUUCCUCGGACGCGGAGGAGGAGGGCAGAGUGGGCCCCAGGAAGCUGGCUCCAGGAAAGUACACGGUUGUGCUGGGCGAGGAGAAGGAAAGCCCCGAAGCGCUCGCCGUGAGAAGCGGAGACGUGGUGGAGGUGGUCCAGGAGGGGGACGAGGGCCUUUGGUACGUCAGGAACCUGACCUCCAGCAAGGAGAGCUGGGUGCCUGCCAGCAGCCUGUCCGCGCUCCUCUGCACGUCCAGCUCGGCUCAGUGCCUGAGCAGCUCAGAGUCCAGUGCAGGGUCCGCCCUGCUGAGCGCCUCGUCCAGCUGCAGUGAGAGCUGCGGGGCCCCCCUCUCAGACCUGCAGGGGUAGCGCCGGGCCGCGCAGGACGGCAGCCUGCGGACCUCUAAGUGUUCCUUUGCUUGGGCUUGCUCAGUUUGGUGAGGGACGGUGGUGCUCUAAGGCCCUGGGAAAGGACGACCCUGGCAAGACCCAGACGAGGAGCCGCCGCUGCCCACUCGACUUCGCAGUGCAGACACAGGGGCACGCAAAGGAAAGUUCUGGAAGAUUCUGCCCUCCGGCCUUCGCGCCAGGACCCCCUGACAAAGGCACAGAAGUCCGCUCCAUGGGAAGACGGCGGCGCUCUGAGCUUCCCCGGAGAACCGCGAGGAUGGAGGGCUGCAGACCAGCGGAGCCCGCGGGCGGCAGGUGCCUAGGCCAGGGAGCCCGGCGCGGCCGCUUGGCUUUGGUUCCAGCCGUGUCCGGCUGGUGCUCCUUGUACGGAUUGCACGUGGUGGGAAGGACAGCUUCCCGACGAAGUGAUGACCCACUGACCCAACAGCUUGGUGGGGGAACUGUUUGGAUUUUUACAAGUUUUUUUUUUAAGCAGGGAUUGAUUCCAUGGCCAUUUUUUGUGGUACUUUGGCCACUAAUCUUUACCAAGAAUCACUGUGUUUACAUGAAAUGACAAUUUGAUACUGUAUUUGAUACAAAACUAUUUUCUGUUACUGGGGUUUACACUGUAACGCGUUGUUUAUACUGCUGGGUGAUUUGGGGGCUCUCUUGGGGACCGAAGCCCUCUCCAAGGCCGGCCCAGUCACUGGCAGAUGAACACGCAUCCCUCCACAAAAUCCAGCAGGAGUCGAAGAAACCAAGGAGAGCCCUUUAUCUGUGUAAGUUAAUUUUCAAAAGAAAAUUUAAACUAUAAUUUAAAAUACUUAGCUUCUUUUCUACAAGAAUGGGGAACUUGAUUUUUUAAACUAGCUUCACUGAACUGGGAUUUUUAUUGUUUUUAAAGACGGCAUAAAGAUGCAGUUUCCACAGGGCACCCCCUGAGGUGGUGCCCACACGGGGCUCAGUGAAAGCGCCCCUGAACUCAGAAAUGGAAAGGCUGCGGAGCUCAUCACUGAAAUCGAGGCGGAGCUGGAAAGAAAACUCUUCUGGUUUACCUGUGUCUCAGAAACAAAUUCUGUUCUCGGGAAAAUCUUUGUGUAUCUUGUGGGGGCGGGUCUCUUUCUACGCGUGCUUACGUGGAUGUAUGUGCAUAGGUGUCCCAUGUUAGGGGCCCGCGGCGGCCUCCGCUCACUUUACAGCACCCGCUGAGUCCCACGCCCGCCGCCCCAGCCGCGGGGACUCGGCAGCUCUCCCGGCGUCUCUGGAGUUAGUCCGUGCGUCGAUUGUCCGAGAUGCCCAGCCUCUCGCCGGCGCUCCUCCCCCUGUGAUCUCUUCCUCAUAAAGGCACUUUAAAACCUCGUG
Molecule: messenger RNA, 5431 nt
Organism: Suricata suricatta (meerkat)
Lineage: Eukaryota; Metazoa; Chordata; Mammalia; Carnivora; Herpestidae
Gene: MCF2L
Product: MCF.2 cell line derived transforming sequence like
Exons: 32
Coding region: 593-4048 (1151 amino acids)
Biological process (GO): intracellular signal transduction; positive regulation of Rho protein signal transduction
Cellular component (GO): cytoplasm; extrinsic component of membrane
Molecular function (GO): guanyl-nucleotide exchange factor activity; protein binding
Source: RefSeq, a predicted model, not a curated record